AUGACUUCUCUACGUCUCCUGGCCUCCUUGACCAUACUCUCUAAUCUCGUGCUGGCCGAUUGCGAAUGCGGAUACUCGAUAAUAACGGCUUCUGAUAAUAAGAGACAUCUGUUCACAGAUAUAUUAGAGAGUGACUUCGUCCAUUUGGAUAUCACGGACGGAUCACAGAAGUAUGGAGAAUAUGGAUGGGCACGACAGGACUUCAACAUGUCUAGCGACGUUGCGCGAGGUCCUUAUGGCGAAUCAUACACACCACAAAAUGUGAUAUCAAAUAAUAUUGCAAAUGAGCAAGUGUUCGAUGGAUCUGGGACCAAAGGAGGAGACGCUGGUCUCAAUCUCGUGGUCAAGAGCGAUAUCGAGGAUGGCAUGGUCACCGGCGCCGAUGUUUCUACAACGGACACCCAUUACUUCCACGGAACUUUCAGGGCAGGCAUAAAGGUCACCGAUAUUCCAGGAACAUGUAGUGCUUUCUUCUGGUAUAUGAACGACACUCAAGAGAUUGACAUAGAAUUCUUGUCAUCUGAGUUUAAUAGAAAUAACAACACCUUCCCUGUUAAUCUCGUCUUGCAAUCCCAAGAAUCGAAAGAUGCUGGGUUUGACGCUUCGAAAACCGGCGAUUUCAAGAAGAUCAACUUGUCAUUCGACCCCACAGCAGCUUUUCACGAGUAUCGGAUUGACUUUCUACCAGAUCGAGUACUAUUCUACGCGGACGCCGAGCUACUUACGGAGAUGAACGGAACAGGAGUACCGUCUACCGCGGGCAACCUGCAAGUAUCGCACUGGAGCAACGGCAACGGAGGCUGGUCCCAAGGACCGCCGAAAUCAGAUGCUACCACCACGGUUAGCUAUGUGAAGGCCUAUUUCAACUCAUCUUUGGAGUCACGACAGAAUGAUUAUCAGAUGCGCUGUAAAGACCCGUCGGCUUCUACGGCGGUCUGCGCUAUCCCGGAGAAUAACGCCACGUUCUUCUUUAGUAACACGGAUAACAUGGCCCCCAACCAAACAACAUACCACGAGAAUUCCUCGGGGCGAUCGAGACAAUGGUGGUCACUCCUAUUCGCUGCGGUUCUGGCAACUAGUGCGUGGAUGGUUAGGAUAUAG
Annulohypoxylon maeteangense is the source of this 1101-nucleotide messenger RNA. Its product is annotated as glycoside hydrolase family 16 protein. Lineage: Eukaryota; Fungi; Ascomycota; Sordariomycetes; Xylariales; Hypoxylaceae. The transcript is spliced from 2 exons. Gene Ontology annotation, molecular function: hydrolase activity, hydrolyzing O-glycosyl compounds. The coding region runs from base 1 to 1101 and encodes 366 amino acids. Gene Ontology annotation, biological process: carbohydrate metabolic process. The record is from RefSeq and is a predicted model, not a curated record.